This is a messenger RNA of Oppiella nova, 2667 nucleotides long. The record is from the annotation of a GenBank genome assembly. NCBI's taxonomy places the organism in Eukaryota, Metazoa, Arthropoda, Arachnida, Sarcoptiformes, Oppiidae.
AUGAUUAAUACAAUGAUUUCUAUACUUUCACUGAUAUUAUGGUUAACUUUAAGCCAAAGUAAUGCCAAAGAGAUCAGUGUUUCGGUGGAGAAGGGAGUGAUUGUCGGCAACACUCGGCCCACAAUUGACGGCAAACAAGUGAACGAAUUUCUGGGCAUUCCUUACGCCAAACCACCCAAAGGUGACCUCAGGUUCCGGAAACCCUUGGUCUCAACCAUUGGUGGCCGACAAGUGGCCCAACCCUUGCNUGACGGCAAACAAGUGAACGAAUUUCUGGGCAUUCCUUACGCCAAACCACCCAAAGGUGACCUCAGGUUCCGGAAACCCGUUCCCACCAACAGUUGGUCUCAACCAUUGGUGGCCGACAAGUGGCCCAACGCUUGCUCUCAACUUCGUAUAAACGCUCAAUACUAUCAAAACAAAAAUGUCAGCGAAGACUGUCUUUACUUAAACAUAUGGGCGCCGACUGCCACUACCAUGAGGUCAGGGGUCUCCGGACGUAAUGCUAGCAAACAGAGGUCAACAACGAGUGGACGACAGUCAGCGGGACUUAAGCCGGUUAUGUUUUACGCACAUGGAGGCGGGUUUUCGGUGGGCUCAUCCAGUGCGUUCAACUACAGGGGCGAAGUGUUAGCAACAAAGGGGGACGUGAUUGUUGUUACCAUUAAUUACCGAUUAAAUGCAUUUGGAUUCCUAUAUACGGGAACGGAUGACGGGCCCGGAAAUGUGGGUCUCUGGGACCACGCGCUGGCACUGGAGUGGGUGCAUAAGAAUAUCAAAAGUUUUGGCGGAGACCCUGAGAAGAUCACUAUUUUCGGUACCAGCGCCGGUAGUAUGACGUCCAGUGCUUUAAUACUGUCUCCCAUAACACGCAAUCUAUUCAAAAACGCUAUAUUAAUGUCGGGGUCGGCGUUGGGUGAGGUGACGGGUAAUCCGGAUGAUAUGAAACAGUAUUGGCUUCAAGUGGCAAAAUACGUGAACUGUGUAGACGAUGAAACACCCGGCACAUUCACGCCUAAAGUCAUAAACUGUUUGAAAGCUGUAGACCAGAACACAUUGGCUACCUAUUCAUCGGCAAUUGCAUAUCAGGCUGGAGGUGCCUUAAACCUUAAAUCUUUUAUGGUAGCCGACGGCACGUUUCUACCUAAAAAACCGCAUGAAAUGCUAAUAUCCGGGGACUUUCGCAAAGACAUGAACCUAAUGAUAGGUAACUGCGAGGACGAGGGCAGUAAUGUGUUGAUGUUAUUCGCCACGAACUUGGGGGAAGACCCCAAGAAGUAUGACUCCCACAACCCGACGCCCAUUACAUACACGGAGGCCUACAAUACCACGAAAAGCCUGUUCACGGCGUUGGCUCUGACGCCGAGGAUUAAUGGCGAAGAUGUGGCCAAACUAUACUUCACGGGUCUGUCCGCUAAGUCGGGUCAGGAUGUGGUCAGACGUAGCAUUGGCUACGCUAUCGGCGAUUAUCUCAUCACAUGUCCGACCGUUUCGUUUGCGAAGAGUCUGUACAAAACGGAUCCAAAGAGUAAUGUCUAUCAGUAUUAUUUCAAUAGCAAAAUCAGUGACUGGAAUCCACUUUGUGGGCCAUGGAUGGGGGUGUGUCAUACCAAUGACGUGGAUCAUGUGUUUGGUAUGCCAUUCCUCGACACCAAGCGUUUUGUCGAUAGGGAACGGGAUAUAUCACAACAAAUGAUAGAUAUAUUUGCAACGUUUGCUAGAAAUGGUAAACCGCCGGCACAGGGAGGCUCCGAUUGGCCCCAGUAUUACACAAUUGGUGGCAAUACUGUUGCCCCGUAUUAUGAAGUGACAAAUUACCCGAAAAACAUUACAAAUUUCAAUACCGACCUUAAGACUCUAAUGGGCGACAGUCUAUACACCGGAAGUUUGACCCGAAAAGGGAGUCGUGUUUUGGGAAAGUCGUAUCCGGCAAUUGGUUCCCUAUAUAUAAACAGAUAUCAGUCCAGGAUGUUAACCAGGAUGACUGUCCUGAACGACCGCACACAGGGAGGCUCAUCGAUAAUAGAGGGCGCCGUUGAACUCAUGGUUCACCGGCGACUGGAUCGCAAAGGUUCCGGCGGUGACUUUAUGAUCGAUGAGCCGGGUGUCGACGGUAAGGGACUGGAGGUGAGGGGCAAACACUACCUGUUCUUCCAACCCAUUACCCAAAGCCCACAACUGGUGCGACCCCUGUCUGAGCAGCUCUUUAUGGGUCCGAUCGAGACGUUCGACAUAUACACGACUCGUGAGGAAUAUUCCGGGAAAUUCGUGACCCAUUUGUCGGCAAUCGGCGAUUCCCUCCCAGAAUCUGUGCAUUUGUUAACAUUAGAGCAGUGGUCGGACAGGGAGGUGUUGGUGAGGUUUGAGCACAUGUACGAAAAGUCGGAUAACAGCCCCCAGUCUAAGGACGUGUCGUUUGAUAUGCAAAAAGUGUUGAAAAUUCUGAAAAUUGUGAAUUCAGUCGAAAUGAAUUUAGCGGCCAAUGAGUUGUUGUCUGAGACUAAACGCAUGGAUUGGAAAUCAAAACAGAGUUCUGCCGCGAGUUUCGACAUCAGAGGUAACGGUGCCGUUGAGGGCGACCUUAUCGUAAAAUUAUCACCACAACAGAUCCGGACGUAUAUUCUCACCAUUGAUGGCGACUAUCAUAAAGAAGGGAUAAAUAUAUGA